UUGUCACUUUUGCCCAAAUGUCAAAAUCAUUAUCUUUGUCAUAAUUGGUAAUUGUUCGUUUGCUGCUCUUCUGCUCCGAAAAUCCUCGUUGUUUUUACAUGUGCGCGACUCUUGGGGAGAAAAAACUUUGAAAAAAUAAUUAAAAACAGCAAGAUAAAAUGACGAAGAAAAUAAAGCAUUUGGUUGUUGACACAACCGCUUUCAUCAAAGCAGCUAAUCUACAGGAUUUAGCCGAGAACGUGUAUACCAUUCAAGAGGUUAUCGACGAAAUAACUAAUGAUCGUCAACGAAGAAAACUGGUUGUGCUGCCUUACGACUUGCAGACCAAGGAUGUCUUCGUGGAAAACGUUAAAUUUAUAACUGACUUCGCAAAGAAAACCGGUGACUAUACGAGUCUCUCAGCAACAGAUAUCAAAGUGAUGGCUCUUACUUACCAAAUCGAAAAAGAGAAGGUAGGUAUAGAUCAUCUUAAAACAGAACCGACCAUGCAGAAAACCGUUAAAGUGACAGGCAUUGGAGGCUUUACUUUGCAUCCUCAAAUCCAUAACAACAAUCUUGAAGAAAAUACCCCGGAAGUAGAUUUAAAUAAAGUAAGUGAUGGAUCUGCAAACACAUCACAAGUUAAUAUUGAAAGCAAGCAAGGUUUAACUGAAUCAGUAAAGAUUGAUGAAGAAGAUGACAAAUUAGCAAAUGAAAUAGCUGAGCAAAUUCAAAACAUGGACUUGGCAGAUGGCAAAGAUGUUGAUAAUUUAAUCGCAAAAGUAUCAGAUGAAGAAGAAGACAAUGAUGAAACAAGCGAAAGUGAAGGAGAUAGUGAUGGAGGAGAAUGGAUUACACCUGGAAAUUUGUCUGAGAAGAAACGAGAAAUGGAAGCUGGGGAAUUUGAGGACAAGGAUGUGGAAGUGGCAUGUAUCACAUCAGACUUUGCCAUGCAGAAUGUACUCAAACAAAUUGGUUUGAAUGUCACUGCAGUAGAUGGGAGGGUUAUCAGACAAUUGAGGACAUUUAUUUUUCGCUGCACAACCUGCUUCAAAACAACUAGUGUUAUGACUAAAUUAUUUUGUCCUAAAUGUGGUCAUGCUACAUUAAAAAAAGUUGGUGUGAGCAUAGACGAGGAGGGAAACCAACACAUACACAUAAAUGGUCGUAAACCAUUAACAGCCAGAGGGAAAAGGUUCAGCUUGCCUACUCCGAGGGGAGGUCAACAUUUCCAGUACCCAAUCUUGACAGAAGACCAACACAUACACAAAAGGUUUGUCACCAAGAUAGCCAGAAAUAAGACCAAUGCCUUGGAACCUGACUAUAUUGCUGGCUUUUCUCCUUUCGUCAUGAAAGAUGUUAAUUCAAAAUCUGCCAUCUUAGGAGUGAGAGCUGACAAGCAGGACAUAAAAUAUUGGAUGAAACAUUACUCUAAGGGAAAAAAGAAAUAAAUUAUUUUCAUAAUCUUAUUUAUAGUUUAAUAUUUUAAUCUUAUUAAUAAAAACCAUUAAAGUU
Amyelois transitella is the source of this 1494-nucleotide messenger RNA. RefSeq names its product RNA-binding protein NOB1. Gene Ontology annotation, biological process: ribosomal small subunit biogenesis; maturation of SSU-rRNA. Bases 159 to 1430 code for a protein of 423 amino acids. Gene Ontology annotation, molecular function: RNA endonuclease activity. The record is from RefSeq and is a predicted model, not a curated record. Lineage: Eukaryota; Metazoa; Arthropoda; Insecta; Lepidoptera; Pyralidae. The transcript has a single exon. Gene Ontology annotation, cellular component: preribosome, small subunit precursor.